GCCAAUGGUGUGCGAGUCCUGCCGAGAGUAAUGUUAGAGAGCUGAAGACACUGCGUAUCGCCUGUUUGCCCUCACACAGCCAUUGCAGAGCAUUCAGACCGAGAGAGACAACGUCGUUACUGCCGCCAGGAUGGUGAAAGAACUGAAGCCAAAGGGGAAAAUGUCCUCCUAUGCCUAUUUCGUCCAAACCUGUAGGGAGGAGCACAAGAAGAAACACCCUGAUGCAUCUGUGAACUUUGCAGAGUUCUCCAAGAAGUGUUCUGAACGAUGGAAGACCAUGUCUGCCAAGGAGAAGGGCAAGUUUGAGGACAUGGCCAAAUUGGACAAGGCACGAUAUGAGAGAGAGAUGAUGAACUAUGUUCCGGUCAAGGGAGGGAAGAAGAAGAAGUUCAAGGACCCUAAUGCCCCCAAGAGACCUCCAUCUGCCUUCUUCAUCUUCUGCUCAGAGGCCCGCCCCCAGGUCAAAAGUGAGAGCCCUGGCCUGACCAUUGGAGAUAUUGCCAGGAGGCUGGGGGAGAUGUGGAACUCCAAGUCUGCAGAGGACAAGCAGCCCUACGAGAAAAGGGCAGCCAAACUGAAGGAGCGAUAUGAGAAGGAUGUUGCUGCGUAUCGUGCGACCGGAAAAUCCAGUGGUGCAGCACCCGUGAAAGCUCCGGCCAAGGCAGAGAAGAAGGUCGAGGAGGAGGAUGACGAGGAUGAAGAUGAGGAUGAGGAGGAGGAAGAAGAGGAGGAGGAGGAGGAUGACGAGUAGGCAGAGAGAAGCAUAUAGUGGUCGUUUUCUUGUUUAUAAAGCAUUUAACCGUUCUUGUACACACUUCACUUACUGAAACAUAACGCGUUGGUAUCCAGUGGUGGAAAAAUAAAAUAAAAAAAAGAAAACACACAAAAACAGGCUGUGUAUAUCAGUUGUUUUUAUGCUGUACAGUUUUUUUUUUUCCUCCUUUUUUUUGUGUAUAGUUAACACUAAACUAGUAUUGUGUUCAGCAGUCUUAUUUUUCCAGUGGUAGUUAUUAGACCACUAUUCCACUCGGUACAGUGUAAACUAAGGGUGGUCUUACAGUAUUUACUCUAGUUAGUGGUGCACAGCACAUUAAA
Thalassophryne amazonica is the source of this 1095-nucleotide messenger RNA. RefSeq names its product high mobility group box 1a (gene hmgb1a). Gene Ontology annotation, cellular component: nucleus. The record is from RefSeq and is a predicted model, not a curated record. Bases 131 to 751 code for a protein of 206 amino acids. Gene Ontology annotation, biological process: regulation of transcription by RNA polymerase II. NCBI's taxonomy places the organism in Eukaryota, Metazoa, Chordata, Actinopteri, Batrachoidiformes, Batrachoididae. Gene Ontology annotation, molecular function: DNA binding, bending. The transcript has 5 exons.